This is a messenger RNA of Oncorhynchus kisutch (coho salmon), 1990 nucleotides long. RefSeq names its product P43 5S RNA-binding protein-like. Gene Ontology annotation, cellular component: nucleus. Lineage: Eukaryota; Metazoa; Chordata; Actinopteri; Salmoniformes; Salmonidae. The coding region runs from base 1101 to 1781 and encodes 226 amino acids. The record is from RefSeq and is a predicted model, not a curated record. The transcript is spliced from 7 exons.
GACAUGUCUGCAAUCAGUCAGCCUGGAACACGGCCAUUCACUGCAAACACUGACACCUGACUUUAGCAAUUAAUUCGGCACACAUGCAACCUGGGUCAAUUAACCUCAGUGCACUCUUAGAGGCUACAAGUGUUGUUGGCGUGGGGAACACUCUCCUCUUGAUUGGCAGUGUGUAACUGAAUAGACGACUGUUUUCAGGAGGCUAUGAACGCCGUAGCCCACGAACAGGACUCGGGUCCUCACAACAGUUUUUCAACUGCAACCAUGCUGAUUGUGGGGCGACGUUCAAACGGGAGUGGCGUUUGAAAGAGCACGAGACCGUGCACACAGGAGCAGUAAAUAUGUAUGGGGACAUGGCUGAUAAUUGAGUGAUAUUCGAAUUCAGCUAUGGUUCAACGUGGAUUUAACCCCAUUCCCGAGCGAAUUGAUUUCGUGUAAAAAAAAUGUUUUGCUGAAGUGCGUAAACUCGCGAUAGUUCGAAUGGGAAAGUUAUUUCUGAAGUUUGAGCCUCAUGAUUGGAGUCAAAGAUUACGAUUGUGUAAACUAUCAUUUAUUGCCAUCUUGGUUCUCGUUUCUCAGCAACCUUUUCAAUGCGAAGUGGCUGAAUGUGCCCGUAGUUUCUCACGGAAAUCUCACCUGAGCCGCCACGCACUUUGCCACACCGGGGUGAAAGAAUUCCGGUGUUAAUUUCAGUUUAGGUUUAAUUUCGUACCCAUGGGUUAGGCUAUAGUUUGAGAUUUAACUCACACUAGUUAAUGUUUCACCCAACAGAUGCACAUUUGUGAGUUGCACAACUGCUUUCUUCAACGCGGACAAGUUGAAGAGACACGCCCAUUAUGCCCAGGGCGAAAAGGACAAGUACUUUAAGGUUGUUGUCCACUAGAUGGCGCCGAAUAACUACGUUGCCACUGAGAUUGCCCACAUUCAGCAUCCUCUAUUCCCUUUUAAACGGAUCCCCUUGGCCCUGGCAUGUUGCAAUUUCCCAAAUUGCUUAUUGACAUUCAAGAAACGGAGGGUGUAUAAAUUACAUUUGAAGGAGCAUGGAAUAGCUUCUGCUUUCAAAUGUAAAAAGAACGGAUGUGGAGUCAGGUUUGACACUCAUGUCGCUCGCAAAGCCCAUGAGAAGAAACAUGCAGGUUACCAUUACCCACAGCCUGAAUGCAAUCAUUUUGAGCAAACCUGGGCCACAUUCACCUGUAAAGCUGUGCCAGAAGGUGUUUAAGCAUGUGGACUCUCUGCGUAGACACAAGCGGACCCACGCCCUGCAGAAGCCUGUCCUGCUGUGCCCCAGCAGUGGCUGCAAGGCCUACUUCUCCACUAUCUUCAACCUGCAGCACCACAUCCACAAGGCCCACCUGCAGCUCCUCAAGUACCAUUGCUACUUCCCCGACUGCCACAGGACCUUUGCCAUGCGGGAGAGCCUAAGCAGACACCUGGCUCACCACGACCCAGAUGCCAACCCUGAGAAGAAAGGCAAGCGACCCAAGAAGGACUGGCAGAAGCGUCUGGAAGGCCACCAGCUGCCCCUGGUGGAGGACGACCUGCGGCGCCUCUUCGCAUUGCGCAUGAGGGUAUCACGACGGACCAAGGUGGAGGUUAACCUCUCAGGCCUCUUCAACGAGCGCAAGAUCCCUCACUUUGUGGAAUCGGAGUUCAACCUGUGUGACCUCUUCAGCAUCAAGCCUCAUUCCUCCUUCCCUGCAGAACGAGGCCCUGUGGAGGUCACACAGCCAGAGGUCACUGUGGUCAAGGGUUUAACUUGUAGUCUGAAAGUGCCGUAGUACUAUAUUGAAGUUAAGUUGUAAAUACUAGUGAAGUACCAUUGCUCUUUUAGUUGCACUAAACUGAGAUCUUGAAUGAUAAAAAAUAAUAAUAAUUAUGGUACAUAAAGCUAUUUGUGUCAUUGUUUUCCUGUAUAGAAGCACUCGAGUUUUGUUUGCAUCCUUUGUCUGAUCAGACCUGACCCAAUAUAAAUAAAUAAUUUGAAGUU